AUGGCGAGACCAGGUCAUGAAGGUACCGGGACGGUGCCUGAUGCGACAGUACGAGAAGACGUUGAGACGGGUGUCUCCGAUAGGCGUCUUACUGUCGACUUCGGAGAUAUGGAGUUGACCGACCAGCUUAGAGGAGCUGGGCAGACCGGUGCUCUAGAUCGAGAAGCCUUUUUGCGGUUGUGUGUUGAGCAACCUGACGCGUUAUUUGACGGUCUGUAUGAUCACCUGACGCGACUCGAGAGACAGGCCGAGAAGGCUGCGGAACGGAACCUCGAGGACGACGACCUCCAAGAAGAACGCGCGGAGGAGAUUACACAGUUGAAGGAACGUGUGAAGCAUCAGCGUGAUGCGAUGGCUGAGCUGAUUCAAGAACGCGACGAAGCACGUGAACAGCUUGAGCGAGAAGGAACGCCUGUCAACGCGUCUCCUAUCACUAAGAAGAGCACCAAAUUGCCAGAUGGGCAGCACCUGAUGGAUGGAACCGAUCCCCAGUUCGAAUCAUAG
Messenger RNA from Talaromyces marneffei, 504 nucleotides. RefSeq lists its product as uncharacterized. The transcript has a single exon. The coding region runs from base 1 to 504 and encodes 167 amino acids. The record is from RefSeq and is a predicted model, not a curated record. Lineage: Eukaryota; Fungi; Ascomycota; Eurotiomycetes; Eurotiales; Trichocomaceae.